CCGAACGGGAGCUGGAAGGGCUGAUCUUUCAGUGUGGGCUGCGUAUGGAGGAUCUGAAGGAGCAGGUGGAACAGAUGCAACAAGAGCAGCCCACCUGUGAGGCUCCUCCCUCUCCACCUCCUUACCCCACCCCUUCAUCUGUCCCAUCUGAGGGGGGAGAAACUCUGACUUACCCACAGAGCCCACCUGUGCCUUUGCUGGUCGAUCCAGGAAAGGCUGCAGCGGGGGAAGUGAGCUCAGCCAGUGAAGAAGAGGAAACUCUGAAUUCUCUCUACCUCAAACCUCUGAAUGACAAACACAGACAUGCUGAACAAGACUUUGCCACACUAAUGGAUCACUACCAAAGCUUUAAGGAACUUCCCAAACUUUUAGACCAUAGCCAGAGGUCCGCCUUAACAAGUGAUCUGCAGCCUGGGGAUGAGGAGAAAGAGAGACAGGGUCACAGAACUGCAAACUUGGAAGUCCAGAAAGGUGUUCCACAGAGAAAAGCCAAAUCCUACUAUCAGGACCCUCCUGUUCUCACCAGUUGUCCUUCACGCAGGGCCUCCAGCCAGUCCACCACGCUCCCCGUUCAUCCUCACAGAGGCAGAAGGACGUUAGAGGUGGGAAAGUCCCACAGUAGCAGUCUGAGCAGUCUGGGAGAGAUUACUUCAUUGGAAAAGAGGAACUCCAGCAGAGUGCUCUCUCAGGACGGGAUUAUCUCUCCGGAGACGGACAGCGGGUUUGUCUGUUCGGAGAGCAGCCGUCUGACUCCGGCAGCAGCAGCUCAUCUCCACCAGAGGGCUUCAGAGAGCAGUGUUUCAGUGUCUCAGGAGGGGAACCCAGGGAAGCCUCAGUUAGGCCCAGUCUCAGCACCGUCUCCUGCUUCUGCACCAUCACGCAGCCGCACGGCUACGGAGCCCAGAAGGGCCCCCCAGCUCAGCCACGACAUGCCGAGGAGAACCAGACAAGGGCAGAGGAGACGCACUUUCUCCUGCUCUCCACAGCGCCGCAUCAGUCAGACAGAACAAACCAGGGCCGACAGCGGAACCAGUGAGUUUGGGCUGGAGAGCGACAGCUCUCACACUACAUCUGCAGACAGACAGAAUGACCAGUACACGGAAUCUGUCAAUUCUCUCUACAACUCCAGCCCAAGCUCCUCCCCCGUUGCGCAGAAUCACCAUGGCGAUUCUCUCAAAGCACUGAGCUCUAGUCAGGCGGCCAAUCGCAAUGAUGCAUUCCAGACGCUGCAGGGCGAGGUGAGGAGACUGAGGGAGAGACUAGAAAGCUGUCUGAGAAAUAACAAGCCUCUGAGCUCUGCGAGAGCAGCUCCUCUGGCUCACGAGUACUACACUCACCACAGCACCUCCACACCUCGCAUCAGGUCUGGGGAGCAAUGGAGUGAUGUCAGACGGACGGUCGAUGAGGUUGAAGAGUCUACAAUGAGACAAACAAUCAGGAAGAAACCGCUUUCUGCACACAGACGAAAAUCUCAACCUGAUAUCUUGACAGGCUCAGAGCCCUCUACACCUCAGCAUCUGGUGUCCAAGUGUACUCAAACAUCUGCUGCAGCACCAGACAACCACUGUUCGCACACAAAUGCUGUCCAAGGCAGAACAAACCCCGGGCAGCGUACCGGUGUGUCUGAAACAGCAGAUGAAUUUGACAGCAGAGGGCGUCCAGCUCCUCUUUGUCCUCAGUGUUUGUCACACCACCGAGGGCGAUCUGAAAUGCCAGUUGGUGGCGCCGGAGAGCCAACCCACUCUUCUGGCUAUCAUAACUGUUCUCUCUUUGGACGCCCUGAACCCUACAGAAGCAAUACGCCAGACUGUCACAGAGUCUCAGACUCCCCCACGCACACAUGCCGCCAACCAGUCGACAGAGCUGCGAGGAGCAGAUACUUUGCAGCUGCAGCUCCUCCUACACUGCUGCGAUGCAUGCCAGUGUGCCAGCCACCACUCCUGUUGUACUCAUCACCCCUCUACGUGUCUCCUAGCAACAGCACUGGCACCUCAGGGGUCAAGGGUCACAGAGAGGUGAGGGGGAGGACAAGACGCUCCCUGUCGGUAGACAAGCGGCACUCCGUGGACACGUCUCUGAACAGAGCCAUCAGAGCAGCUCGGCACAUGAAGCGCACCUCUGGACACAUGGCUCGCUCGCUGGCUACAGGAGCGCACUACCAGCAGCUCCUCACUUAGUCCUGCAGCUAGACAGGCAGCUCUACCAGCAGCUCCUCACUUAGUCCUGCAGCUAGACAGGCAGCUCUACCAGCAGCUCCUCACUUAGUCCUGCAGCUAGACAGGCAGCUCUACCAGCAGCUCCUCACUUAGUCCUGCAGCUAGACAGGCAGCUCUACCAGCAGCUCCUCACUUAGUCCUGCAGCUAGACAGGCAGCUCUACCAGCAGCUCCUCACUUAGUCCUGCAGCUAGACAGGCAGCUCUACCAGCAGCUCCUCACUUAGUCCUACAGCUACACAGGCAGCUCAGACAGCAGGGCAUGACCAGGUGAAUAAAAAAUCUAAACUCCUUCUCUUCUUGUAACUUUUCUUUGCAUCCUACAUUUGGAGAAGAAGCUGUUACUGGAGCUUUGUUUACGGCAUUAAAAAUGUUUUUAUUUUAUGGCAACAUUUAAGUCUCAGGUGGCCAAACAUGAAUUUGUUUCUUCUUUGUUUCUUGUCAUAGAAAAGAAUUUCAAAAGAUGUGCUGGCAUACAUUGAAAUGACACUUUCUAAACUGACGUAGUACUGUAGAUCAGUUUGAUAACACUGUUGUUGAUCAUGAUUUUCAAACCCAUGAAGAAAUUACAACAGGACAAGUUACAGCUGUCUUUUCGUGAGGUAAUACUCAGUUAUUUUGAGCUAUUUAUUGAUCCUGUACUGAAUACACAUUAAUUAUGUAUUUUUUUUUAAUCUUUUCUAGUUUGUAGAAAUGUAAGUAUUUCAGUGUUUUAGUUGCAGUAUAAGCGUUUUUCCUUUCCCGAUACAGUAGCCUGCCACUCACUAAAUGAAAUGCACUCCUGUUGUGACGGAGUCGGUUGUGGAUAGUCGUACAAGAGACCUCCGCGGAUCUAUUUUGUGAAUGGUCGACACGACCCGAGACGCCGGAUAUCCUCAAAAUUAGCUUCUAUGUUGUUACAAGUUAUUUUGUAUGUAUAAACUACACAUUUUAAAUUGUGCAGUUUGACAAUAAAAUUUUGUACAGUAUUUUUAUAAGCUUGCAAGUUUAACUUAAGUUAAAGUCCAACUGUGUACUGUGACUGACCAGCUUUAUGUGGAUCAAACAUUCACACACCAGCACUGUAAAGGAUUUUAACAUAAAGAGAGAACUAUACAAUUGUUACAGAUUUGAUGGAUUGUAUUCUCACAUUGAAAUUGCUUUCUAUGCCAUAAAACUGUGAAUACUGUUUUUUUUUACCAUUUUUUCCAACUGUAGGUCUAAAAAAUAUUUUGCAGGGAAUCUUUUCGGUGGUCCCUAAGGAGCCAAAUAAAGGU
This is a messenger RNA of Perca flavescens (yellow perch), 3470 nucleotides long. Its product is annotated as AT-hook-containing transcription factor-like. Bases 45 to 2177 code for a protein of 710 amino acids. The transcript has 15 exons. NCBI's taxonomy places the organism in Eukaryota, Metazoa, Chordata, Actinopteri, Perciformes, Percidae. Gene Ontology annotation, cellular component: centrosome. Gene Ontology annotation, biological process: neuroblast delamination; neuroblast division in subventricular zone; epithelial to mesenchymal transition. The record is from RefSeq and is a predicted model, not a curated record.